UCAAUGCCACCGUCCCCUCCUCCUUCAGGAGCAAUGGGCUGAGCAGGGCUGCAGAGAUCGCGCUGGACUGAAACAGAGGAGCGGGGAAAACAGUCAAGCAACAGAAUACCAACUGCAGUGAGAACAGUUUGGGAGCCAUGGGCCGUCGGCUCAUCCGUGGUCUCUCUGGAGCUGCAGUCUUCCUUGCCAGUGUGGCUCUCCUUUCCAUGCGGCACCGUGGGGCUCAGGAAACAGCUCGGUAUCCAGGGCUCAGGGAGGGGAUGUUGGAGAAACCAGAGCAACGAAGCAAAGUGAGCGCAGAGAAAGCUGGUGGCAGGGGGCAGAAGGACCUCAAAGUCCAUUCUCUGGAGGAAUACAGGACUGAGAGAAGCCUAACACUUGGAGACAUUUUCAUAGCUGUGAAGACAACCAAGAGAUUUCACCAGAGCAGGAUGGAGCUGCUUCUGGACACCUGGAUAUCCCAAGCCAGUGAGCAGACCUACGUCUUCACUGAUGAAGAAGAUGAUGCCUUGAAAAGGAGAAUGGGUGACCAUGUGAUCUUCACCAACUGCUCUGCCGAGCACAGCCAUCUGGCCCUCUCCUGCAAGAUGGCAGCUGAGUUCGACGCCUUCCUGGUCAGCGGCCAGAGCUGGUUUUGCCAUUUGGAUGAUGACAACUACCUGAACCCUCAGGCCCUCCUGAAGCUCUUGUCCUCCUACUCUGAGACGUGGGAUGUUUACCUGGGGAAACCCAGCCUGAACCGACCCAUCCGGGCCUCUGAAACACUGCCAAACAACCAGACGAAAUCUGUGCGCUUCUGGUUUGCCACAGGAGGGGCUGGAUUCUGCAUCAGCCGCAAGCUGGCAAGCAAGAUGGUGCCGUGGGCCAGUGGCAGGAACUUCCUGAGCACUUCAGAGCUCAUCCGCCUGCCGGAUGACUGCACCGUGGGUUACAUCAUUGAGUGCAAAGUUGGUGGGCAGCUGCUGCCCAAUGCGCUCUUCCACUCCCACCUGGAGAACCUGCAGCUCAUCCCCACCUCUCAGCUCAUCCAGCAGGUCACCCUCAGCUACGGUGUCUUUGAGAACAAACUCAAUGUUAUUGAGCUCAGCGGCCCCUUCUCACCACAAGAGGAUCCCUCAAGGUUUCGAUCACUCCACUGUCAUCUCUAUCCCGACACCUCCUGGUGCCUGCAGCCUGUUGGCUGGUGAUGCCUGAGCCUCAACUACAGUUGGUCCUGGUGAUGCCUAUGCAUCUUGUAGGGGAUGGGACAGUGAAGAAGCUUGGUGUCCUCAAUUUUGCCUUUUCUACAGUGGUCGUGGGGCUCUGUGAUGGCUUUUUUGGUCCUUGCUCAAUACUGGUGACACAGGACAAGAGACAGGAUCUGUCCCAAAGAUGGAUAACAUGGGCUGGACACAUGGAUGAGCUUCCUAUCUGUGCUGGGAUACAUACAAGGGAUGGGAGCAGUAUGCCUUCUGAGCAGAUGAAGGACCGAAUAGUAACUGCUGGGCAUCUUGGUAAAGAUGAGGACUUGCUACUCUGUGCUGUGGCUGCAUCUCAUUGACUAGAAAGUCCUCGGGCGUGUGUAACCAGUGCAUAGCUGAGGAUGGCUGGCAGCAUGUCAUUGCUCCGGACUCUGAGCAGGGCCUCUUCCUCCACAUCUGCUUGUGCUUUCCCUGCUUGCAGCCACUGCCCUACUGAGUCUCUGCCUAGUCAAGGUCUAUAGAAAUGGAAUGUGACCAUUUCUGUCUUGAAUGAAUCCUGGAGAAGCGUGGUCCUUGCUCAGCACAGGGGAGAUGGACAGGAAGUACAAAGAAUCAGGAAUCCCUCGCUCUGCUGGGACAAGAGAGGAAGAAUGAAAGGGAGCCAGGAGAAGACUGAUGGAGUUGAGGACAGUUCCCGGAUUGAACACUGAGGGUCUGAUCUUGUAUGGUGCUGCAUUAUUCCUCUCUUUUUACCUUCUUGAUGUGGGGUCAGGAUAAUCUCUUGCUCUAAUUACCAACCUGUCGUCUGAGAUUAGACUCCAGCUCCUAUCUGUGAGAGGAGACAUAAAGGAUUAGAACUGGCUGAAAGAGAGGAGAAAGGAAGAGAUGGAGAAGGAGCUCUCAGGAGUGGAUUAGGGGUUACAGCUUUAUAAUCUUUUCUGUCUCCAACUAAAAAAAUUAAGUCAUGAAGGAAUGGAAACAGCAAGGCAAAGAGCUUUUUAUCUCUGCGUUUCUUUACUCCAAAGGCUAAUAGGAGCUUUCUGCCUACCUGCUGUCCCUGCCGAGUGCAACAGGGGGAAGGAGAGGCCCCAGAUAGGUUUCAAGCUUUCUGGCAUGUUUGUGAAGAGUCCUAUACUAAAUAGAGAGCCUGGCGUGAAACCUAGGCAGUGCUGCUUGCUGGAGAAUGAACUUUGGCAUCAUUUUGUCCUUAUACACACGGUUAAACAGCCAGGGGAGAGCAUUGCAGGGUAAGCUAGAAGGCAAACAGACUGUUUUAAAUGGCAGGUGGUGCCACAAACAGGUAUUUCUCUUUAAAGAGCAUUUCAAAACAGACUGCUGGGAUCUGUGAGAGGUCCUGUAAUCUCGAGAUGAAAGGACAAAUGCCCUUUCUCCAAAGAGCUGCUCAGCUUUGAUGCUGCUGAUGUGACUAAGCCUGCUGCUGGUGGGCUGGAAGAGCCAAAGGCAACUGUCACUGUGGCUUUGCUGUUUUGAAAACUGGCCACUCUGUCACCUCCUUCCCCCCCCAAUGCACCAGCAUCUCCUACACAGCACACAUGAGGUUUAAAGGAAUGGCAUCAGAAAGACGUUCCACCUCUGCAAAGGGGAUCUAGAAAGGAAUGAGCACUUUAAUGUCAAGAGAAGCAGAGGGCAGCAGCCUGUAGAGCUGUUUUCCAGCCUGGUCAUUCUUACUGGCAUAUAAUCAGCUUGUGUAGCAGCAGAGACCCCUGCUUUCUUCUGUUGCACAACAUACCUUUGAACUGGAAAUUCAUCCUGAGCAGGGACAGGGGCCAGCUGAUGCCAAUGGCCAUUCCUUGAGUUGUGCAAAGCACUUGGCUCACACAGCUGAGCUCACCAAGGAACCACGCGACACAGACACACAGCUAUCGGAAGAGAGAUGCAGCAUAAAGAAGUCCUGCCCCACAGGGCAAGCAGUUGGGUUUGAAGAAGAUGAAAUACACUUUCAUGAGAAGAAAUGAGUCUUCAAGAGAAAUCUACACUACUUGGAUAUAUCCUUUUUCCCCAUUCAGACUUUCAGCUGAUGUUAUAGAGACUUUGAGUUAAAAAGCCAGUCCUAUCUGUAGAUGUCCUGGUGACAGUCAGAGCUAAAUGCGAUUCAUGUGAGGGAAACUGGUAUAGCAGCUUCACUUCCCGGGGAAAGGCAAAGCAGAGAAACUGAAAGCUUGCUUUAGAUCCUGGCCUCAGCUGGUCUGAAUUGACCUGGUGCCUUUUGCAUGUCUGAAGAUCAGAUGUUUAAUGGGUUGAGUCCUUGAGUGGCUGCAUGGGACCAAGACUGGGCUACGUGACUGAAGCAGUUAAGUGUCACUUUUGUGGGAAAAUGUCUUGUCUUAUAAGAAAACAGAACAGAUGAGAUGUCUGGGGCAGGGCAUCUCUUGGGCUAUAGGGAAGCGAAUGAUAGAAAAUCCUGUUAUGCCUGUGACGACAAUAUGCUGGAAAGAAAAUAGCUUCUCAGAGUCGACAAAAGAAACCAGGUUUUCUCUAUGAACAGAGAGACAGCUUAACGGGACAUUCACCACAUGAAAUCUGAUCAAUGUUAAAACAUGAGUUUAAAAUUAGUUUCAGGAAUGGUUCUUGCCCCUGGGGCUUGCUGUCGGAUGCUAUGGUUUUACAGUCUCAUUUUCCUUGUUUAUUGAAAUGUUUAGCUGCUUGGGAAAAUGAGAAACAAUCUCGUGUGAAACUUUUCAGGGGACUGUCUUUUUUUUAUUCUCUUUCAUGAUUUUCUGAUGUAACAAAGAUUCUGGAGAGGUUCCACUGGGUCUAUUAAAUUUCUAUUUUUUUCUUCUCUCUUUUUUUUUUUUAAUAUCUCUACCUUUCUCUAGCUCACUCUUCCUUUUCUUAUUGCAGGAAAAAAAAAAAACCAAAAAAACUCUCCAAAGAACGAAAAGGAAUAGAGAUGUGGUCUUUAUAUUUUACUGGGAAAAAAUGGGGUCAAAGUCAAAGGUGUUGGCAUGACCCUGCUGUUGUACAACAUUAAGUGUAGUUCAAGGUUCAAGUACAGAGACCUCUGCCUGCCCAGCACCAUAGCAACCAACACUAUUAAUGAUGUUUAAACUGUAUACUGAAAAUUCAGAAAAAGGAGAAGGAGGGGAAAAAAAAAGCAGUUACAGUAUUUGAAAUGUAAAAUAUUAAGUGAGGCUUUCAUGUUAACAAUAUCUUUUCUUCACUUUCCCCUUAGCGUGAAGAAUUUUUAUAAGAAAACCCCUAUUUGACAGUGCAAAAAAAAAUGCUAAUGACUAUCCUUUCUUUAGGGGGAAAAGAGAAGUUAGUUGAAAUAGGUGGGAAACUGCAGUUGUUGCUAAAGACUUGAAGGGGAGAGAGAAGAAUAGUAACACUAGACAAUGCUUCUGUCUCUGGUGCCAACUCCUCUUAACAGCUCUGCUGCCGCAGAAAAACAGAUUUUUAAGCCACUGUGGGAUUUACCCAACUUGUACCCAGAUUGCAGCCUUCAGCUCUCUCCCCAGGCUUCUUGCUAAAGAAGCAGCCUUCAAAAGACAAGCAGUUCAUUAGACAGAAGCCAAAAGAUGAGAAAUAGGAACAGGAAGAAAGGAGAUUGGAAGGAAAGAAACCACUAAGCAGGGCCUUGGAGGAGAGCAUGGGAAUUUCAGCUGUGCAUUGAAAAUGGUGUUUGGGAGCUGCCCAGCAAGAACAGGAAAAGGGGUGUUGCCUGCCCCCACCCCACCCCACACCCCCCAGCUCUGGAUGCUUUUUUGUGAUCAGGACAGCCGCAGCUCACCAGUGCCACUGAAGAUGCCAGCCUGUGAGUCAGUUCACCUUGGAAGGGGUGGUUUGGUUGGCCCUGAACCUCUUUUUUUUUUUUUUUUAAAUAUCACUCCAGAUAAGUCAAUGUCUUUUCAUCAAUGUUAUACUCAAUUCCUUACAGCAGAUUUAGCUUCUUAAUUUUGAUACUUCUAUCCUUGCUUACAAUGCAGACUUUUCAGACAGUCCAGGGUGGGGUCAGCAGCUCCUUUCAUUAAUUUAAUUUAUUUCUUUUGUCUUCAGUCUCUGAAAUUGAGAUUGACAGCUGGCUCUACACACUUCUGGGAUGGAUGCAAAGCUGAGGGAGGGUAGGUGACUGCUCCAUUCAGUUAUUGCAUGGUCACAGAGAGGCAUGGACCAUCCUUAUGUUCUUCCUGGAGGAACCUGCUAGCAGUUGGUGCCAGAGAUGGAAUCUCAUACUAACUGGGACUUUCUUCUGUACCAAAUCAUGCUCAUAAUAUGGCUCCACUGAAGAGGAUGCAAGUGUUACCACAGAUAUAAACAAGACCAGGAAGAAGAACGCCAUCAUAAAUAUGCAAGUAAUUGUGCCUGUUCUCACCAGCUCAUGCAGGAAUUUUUCCUGUAGACUUUCUACACAAAUACCUGGGAGGUUAAAGGAGUGCAGAGCUGAGCUGUUGUUGCUCAGAUGGCAUUGCCUCUUUAAGGCUGUCCCCUAUGGGCCUGAGAUUUUUGUCACUUCCUGCUUGAUCCAGCUUGGACUCCAAGAAAGCUGAGAACUCCUCUCUCUCCCUGUAUGUGAUUAAUUACAGACCCCGAGAAUG
Messenger RNA from Chiroxiphia lanceolata (lance-tailed manakin), 5737 nucleotides. RefSeq names its product MFNG O-fucosylpeptide 3-beta-N-acetylglucosaminyltransferase (gene MFNG). The record is from RefSeq and is a predicted model, not a curated record. Lineage: Eukaryota; Metazoa; Chordata; Aves; Passeriformes; Pipridae. Gene Ontology annotation, cellular component: Golgi membrane. The transcript has 9 exons. Gene Ontology annotation, biological process: pattern specification process; regulation of Notch signaling pathway. The coding region runs from base 138 to 1187 and encodes 349 amino acids. Gene Ontology annotation, molecular function: O-fucosylpeptide 3-beta-N-acetylglucosaminyltransferase activity.